Messenger RNA from Seminavis robusta, 1619 nucleotides. Lineage: Eukaryota; Bacillariophyta; Bacillariophyceae; Naviculales; Naviculaceae. The record is from the annotation of a GenBank genome assembly.
GCCAAAAAAUGUUUCGUCUAGCCCCUUUUGAAACCCCCAAAAUUAAGUCGUGAGGAAACCUCACGGACUAGCAAGGCCCAAUGCUGUUGUUGAAAGCGAAAAGCCUAGCCAGAGGCGGCGGCAUCCAUUAUCCUUCCAACUGAGGUGCUUUUAAUUUGCUCUUCGAAAGAAAGACGAGCGACCUUCUGCUUGACGUCGCGGUACCGGUAGCAACCAUGGCUUCACCCACCAGCGGUAUUGAUCCUGCGGCGGCUGCCAAGAUCCUUGAGGAAAUGGAUGAAGCGACUAUUGAGCGCUAUGCAGAGGAUGAGGCCUUUCGCACAGAGUAUGGUCCAAGCAUUGAUCACUACGGAAACUACGGAGAGAAUAAUGCCUUGGAAGGCCUCCGAAUUGUCUUGGACUACGGCCACUUUGGCACCUGCAUUGGCACUGUACGUGCCCAUGGUAGUGACGAGUUGAAAGCUGUGUGGACCUGCUCUCCCAAGCAUGAUGAGGAAUUUGAGAUCAACAUGGAAGCUGAUCAGAUCAUUGCCUUCUACUUUCACGGCAGAGGCUCUGGGGAACAACCAGACUGGUUCAGCAAUGAAGAAGACUAUGGCAAGCAUGUUUCUUCAUUCCUCUGCCUUCCAGAAGGAACCAAGUUGGUGGACUGGGCUGUUCCCUUGUGUGCCAGUGACUUUGAUCUUGGCAUUUUGGAUGAUGAAGACCCCAACAAAAAGGAACGCUGGCGGGCCACAGUUGCAAGGCUCACAGAUCCAGAUGCGGCUCGCAUCCUUUCUCCUGGCAUCAAGGGAUUUCCAACUACUAUGGUACUAACCACCCUUCUCAUCUGCAAGGACCUUGACUCCUACGGAACCAAACUACCCACUCUGAUCACGGAAGAAAACAAGGAAGUGUUUGAGCUUGCUGACAAGUUCACUCGACAGCUCAGCAAUGGAAAUGUAUCAAAGAUUGGAAGGUUGCAAAAACUUGUGCAGCAGGUUGCAGCAGAGGUAAAGAAACAAAAAGUGAACAAUUGGCGUCAAGCCUACAAUCAGGUCCAGGCAUUGAUUUUGACUCUCUCUGACUCCUUUGAGAGACCAAAUCGCGGAUGGACCUAUUCCAAUGAUCUUGAGAUGGUGGAUGAGAUUUCCAAAAGGAUCGUUGAGGUGGUGUCAUCUGUUCUAUUGCAUCCUCCCUCUGAAGAAAUGCAGGGCCUUGUGGACAAGGAUAUGGCAGCAUUCCUCCUUGAACACUUGAAGGCUGGGUCGUUUUCAGACUUUGUGGAGGAGGAUGACUUUGCUGAAGCCUAUCCCGCCGUUGCCGAGACCUGGACGCAACUCGUCGGCAAUGAAGAAGGUGGUGAAUAGGACUACGACGUCUAACCAACGGCACAGCUCUGGGAAUUUUGCAGGGAGAGAAAUAAAUAACCAAUUGGGAGAAGCUUGAAGUAUACCACCGAUGGCCGGGAUAACAUGACAAUUUGACUUAUUGGAGUGGGGAUGGAUGAAGUAAGGGGCUGGAACAAGGUAUCUGAAUACCACUGUGCUCUUUGGAUUUGCGUUGCUGUUGCUGCGUUGCCUGAACUGAACCGUGCCUAUAUAGUAUGUAACUCAUCUAUCUAGAAUGAGAAAACUCGG